This is a messenger RNA of Monopterus albus (swamp eel), 984 nucleotides long. It is a transcript of the gene aipl1, whose product is annotated as aryl hydrocarbon receptor interacting protein-like 1. NCBI's taxonomy places the organism in Eukaryota, Metazoa, Chordata, Actinopteri, Synbranchiformes, Synbranchidae. The record is from RefSeq and is a predicted model, not a curated record. Gene Ontology annotation, molecular function: peptidyl-prolyl cis-trans isomerase activity; protein binding. The coding region runs from base 1 to 984 and encodes 327 amino acids. The transcript is spliced from 6 exons.
AUGCAGGAUACGCUGCUGCUGGGCUCAGAGGGCAUCAAGAAAACCAUCUUGCAUGGAGGGACCGGAGACAUUCCAAAAUUUAUAACCGGGGCAAAGGCCACCUUUCACUUUCGCACCCAACUGUGUGAUGCUGAACGUACAGUGAUAGAUGACAGCAAAGUGGUCGGAACGCCCAUGGAGAUAGUGAUUGGCAACAUGUUUAAACUGGACAUCUGGGAGACCCUGUUGUCCUCCAUGAGGAUUGGUGAGGUGGCCGAGUUCUGGUGUGACACCACUCACACCGGCGUUUACCCGCUCGUGUCCAAGAGCAUGCGACACAUUGCAGAAGGCAAAGACCCAGCUGACUGGCACAUCCAUACUUGUGGCAUGGCCAACAUGUUCGCCUACCACAGCCUUGGUUAUGAUGACUUGGAUGAACUGAUGAAAGAACCAAAGCCACUCUACUUUGUCCUGGAGCUGCUCAAGGUGCAGCAGCCCAGUGAAUACAACAGGGAGUCGUGGGCUCUGAGUGAUGAGGAGAGGCUGAAGGCGGUGCCGGUGUUGCAUGGCCAGGGGAACAAACUUUAUAAACAGGGACGCUACCAAGAGGCCACUCAGAAGUACAAAGAGGCCAUCAUCUGCAUCAAGAAUGUUCAGGCCAAGGAGAGGGCAUGGGAGGUCCUGUGGCUGAAACUGGAGAAGAUGGCCAACACCUUAACCCUCAACUACUGCCAGUGUCUACUGCGCAUGGAAGAGUACUAUGAAGUCAUCGAGCACACAAGCGACAUUAUCAAUCAGCACCCAGGUGUAAUGAAGGCUUUCUACCUUCGUGGGAAGGCCCAUGUGGAGGUGUGGAAUGAGGCAGAGGCUCGGCAGGACUUUAGCAGGGUGCUGGAUCUGGACCCCAGCAUGAAGAAGACCGUCAAGAAGGAGCUGGCAGUGCUUAACAUGCGUAUGGAGGAGAAAAACCAGGAGGAUAGGAACAAGUACAAGGGCAUGUUUUGA